Messenger RNA from Mercurialis annua (annual mercury), 1377 nucleotides. RefSeq names its product transcription factor SPATULA-like. The transcript has 6 exons. The record is from RefSeq and is a predicted model, not a curated record. Bases 190 to 1146 code for a protein of 318 amino acids. Gene Ontology annotation, molecular function: protein dimerization activity. NCBI's taxonomy places the organism in Eukaryota, Viridiplantae, Streptophyta, Magnoliopsida, Malpighiales, Euphorbiaceae. Gene Ontology annotation, cellular component: nucleus.
ACAGAGCUUUUCCAAUCGCUCACAUCAAAACAGUGAUUAUGGAUCGUCAUUAACUCAUAAAAUCAAUCAAUCGGAUCAAAAACAAAAAGAUAUCACAAAGCAGCUGACGAUUCUCACACUGUAUAACAAACGAACAAUCUUUUUAUUUAUUUACUCAGAUUUAUCUUUUUUAUCGUAUCAUUUACAUUCAUGGCGGAUCUGUACGGAGCUUCUCCAUCUGCACCUCCAGAAUCUGAAGAAAUCUCCUCCUUCCUUCUCCAACUCCUCCAUAAUCCUUCAACUUCUUCUUCUUCUAAAUUUAUGCACCACUCUCUCGCUUCUCCUCCUCCUCCGUCGCAGCAGCCGGCUGAGAAUUCAUCCGCCGCUGAAUUGUUUUUCGGCCGUUCUUCCGCCGCCGGCGGUGGAAGCUCGUCCUUUAAUUACUCCGAUCAAGGCGGUUAUUUUGUUAAAGAGAGCGGUGCAAAUGUUUUCUCUUCGAGAAGGAGAGGUGUUUCGGUGGAAAAUGAUCUAGGUGACUUAAGCGGCGAUAGCGAGAAAGGUGUUGCUGAAGAGGCAGAAGCGCCGGUUGAAACGGUGCCGUCCAAAGGCUCAUCAAAGAGGAGCAGAGCGGCGGAGGUUCAUAAUUUAUCGGAAAAGAGGAGAAGGAGUAGGAUUAAUGAAAAAAUGAAGGCUUUACAAAACCUUAUUCCCAAUUCCAAUAAGACUGAUAAGGCUUCGAUGCUGGAUGAGGCGAUCGAAUACUUAAAGCAGCUUCAGCUUCAAGUACAGAUGUUAACUAUGAGAAAUGGGUUGAGUUUGCAUCCAAUGUGCUUACCAGGAGUUCUACAGCCUAUGCAACUGCCCCUAGCGGGAAUGAGCUUUGAUGAAGGAGGCGGAUUGCUAAAUGCCAAUGCAGAAGAAAACUCAGCACAAACCACUCUUAAUAUUCCUAACAGGUGUACUGAAUCAAAUCAACCAAUUGGGUUGCCUUCAGCAACAGGCAUCAUCUCUUCAGAAACCCCCUUUGGUUUUGAACCUCUGGUUCAGGCUCACUAUGAACCCUUCAAUCUAUGCACUUCUUCGAAGGAUAUUUGCAGAGAUGGCACAUCAAAUGCACCAUUAGAUACAAAUCAAGCUGCGCAGACCACUUCAUCGGGUGUGUCCUAGUUCAUAUCUUACACUUAGAUUCAGGAUCAGCAGACCAAAUUUCAUGUCCCUGUAAUUUUACUUAUUUUCCUUUUCAACUUUCCCUAAUUGUCAUAACUCAUAAGGUCCCUACUGUCUGUGAGAUGAACUGUUGACAUUUAACAAGCUCAUACAAUCACGGGAACCAAACUUUUUAACGAAAUCUCUUAACUUCAAUCAAAAUGUUCGGGGCAAACCCUGUCAAUGUUCUUA